ACCUAAUUAUAAAGAACAAAGUUACCGGUCAAUUUUCAAAUUACGCCUUGGUAAGAAGUUUCCAACUUUUAAAGAUGCCCAAUUUUUAAUUAUGCAAUUGUCAGUCAAGGUAGUAUUCUCACAAAGUGCAUCUGAUCUAAGACCAUUAAAAAUCGAAUCACCUCCAAGAUACAAA
Messenger RNA from Cetraspora pellucida, 175 nucleotides. The record is from the annotation of a GenBank genome assembly. Lineage: Eukaryota; Fungi; Glomeromycota; Glomeromycetes; Diversisporales; Gigasporaceae.